CGCGCACCUCGUCGCUCUCGUCGCUUCCCAGUCCAGGGCCGCUGUGUGUAGCUUGCCGGCGGCUACUCCGGCGUUUGGGUCGGUGCUGGGCUUGGUCGAGCCGCGGCCCUUGGGGGCCUCCGGCGCAAACCCUUCGCGCCAGCCGAGUCAGGCCAGAACAUGGCUGCGUGGGGUCUGGAUCAUCUCAAAAAUGACUAUAGAAGAAGAUUUUGCCGACCAUCCAGGGCACUUAAUGUUAAUACAGAGCAAGGCAAGAACAUACUGGAAAUCUUGCAAGACUGUUUUGAAGAACAAAGUCUUGCUAAUGAUCUUAGCACAAAUUCUACAAAGUCAGUGUUUUAUUCAACACCUAAAAUAAAAGACAUUUGUAAUCAGUUACCAAGCAAAGAGGGUCAGUACCAGAAAUCACACCCAAACUCAGUGACAAUUUCUUCAAGAAAGAAAGAAACCUCUGUGGGCUGUAUUGUAGAAUCAAAUGAAGUCAACAAAUCAGUUUGUACCCAUGAUGUUCAUCCGAAAAUUGUGGCAACUGAUGUUGGUUCUAAAAAUAUACCUGACUCAAGAAAAAUGUCAAAUAAAAAUAAAAAAAUUCAUCAUGAUGAAGACAAAGUGGAAUUGUAUUUAUCUGUUUGUUCACCUUCUGUUCUCGUGGAUGCAAAAACAGUAUCACAAAAUGCCAGUGCCCAAAAGAGAAAGUCCUGCACAUUUGAAAAUUCAGUAAAUUUGCUGUCUUCAAACACAGAGAUUUCUCUUAAAACCAAAAAAAGGUUAGAUUUUGAAGAUGAUGUUUUGAAGAAAGUAGAAAUAGGGAAGAAAAUAUCAGAAAUAGGGGAUAAAAUAUCAGAAGGACCACAAAAAGGGAAACCAUCAGGAACAUCUCAGCAAGGAAUACAAGAUUCAAAAUAUGAAAUUCAACCACAAGCUAAAAAGAGUUUUUCAACAUUAUUUUUAGAAACUGUAAAGAAAAAAAGUGAAUCCAGUCCUAUUGUUAAACAUAUAGCAACUUCUCCACCUCAUUCAUCACCGGCAAAUGAUAAGAACUUAUUAGAGGAUGAAUUUGUUAUUGAUGAAUCAGAUAGAAGCUUUGCCAAUCUAUCUUGGAUUACUAUACCGAGAAAGGCUGGAUCUUUGAAACAACACAUAGUAUGCUCAGCUGAGGGCACUGUACUCCCUCAAAAUAAGUCAAGAGAAAAACAUCACAGUGUAUCGCCUAUGAAUUUGACAAGGGACAAAGAUUCUGAUAAAGUUCACCCAGUAGAGAAAUCUCAGCUCUCUGAACAAAAAAAAAUGGGUAAGAGUUGUGCUUUGACUGAUGCAGUAGAAAAUAAUCAUAGAUCUACGAAAUAUAAAACAUAUUCUGAGAACACAGAAAAGUCGCAUCAAAGUAAAAGGACUACAAGACAAAAACAGAGGAGAAAAUCUAAGCCCAAUGUAGUUGAAGAUCAUGCUGAUAUGGAACAAUCUAAGGAGAAAGACCUAAAUAUGUCACUUACCGACCAAGACAAGUUACAAAGAAAUUCAGACAGAAAUAUGGAAGAGUGUGAAGAGAUAAGAAAGGUUCAUACUUCAGUAAAACAGAGGCAGCCUGUGGGAGGCAAGCAAAGAAGCACCAGUGUUUCUCUUAUAGAGAAUCAGAAAAAAGAUAGAGAACCCAAAAAGAAACAUUCUUCACAUGGCUCCAAGAAGAACAAACUUAUACCUGAGGAAUCUGAUUCCAUUCUCACAAGAAGUCGAAGAAUUUCCAGGCGUCCGUCUAAUUGGUGGGUGGUAAAACCAGAGCAGAGUCCUGUUUAUAACUAUUCUACAAUAAUAAAUGAAUCAUCAGCUUAUCAUAACAGUAAACAAAAACCUGCUGAAAAAACAAAUCGAUCAUCUAAGAAUAUUGGGAAAAAAACUAAAAGGCAGAAGAGAGCUCAAGGCAGCUCAAGAGAACUGAAGUUUUUAACUGCUGACAAUUCUGGUGAAAAUAUGAACCAUGAUGAAAUCUCCACUUGUUCCCAGAAUGACUCAUUGGAAAUUGACAAGGCAGACCUGGCUGAGAAGAAAAACUUAGCUCUUUCUAGAUGUACAGGAAGUUCAAAGGAGCAAGAUGGUACAAAUACUGUACAAAAUGUUCAUCUAAAGUCUCAGACAAAUGACCAUACAUGCAAGACAAUAGCAGAGUCUAAUUUGAAUUCUGGAGAGCCUAACACUUCAGUUUUUGAAAGAAGUGGACCUUCCAUGGUCAAGAAUGUUUUAAUAACUGAAAAGAAUAAUUCUGAUGUAGAUGAUAAGGAAGUUCAGGAAAAUCCAGAUGACUCAAGAGUAAAAGGAUCUCAAGUAACAUCAGAAAGCAAAAUACAUCACAAAUUAGUAUUGCCAUCCAACACACCAAAUGUUCGCAGGACCAAGAGAAUACGAAUGAAGCCUUUGGAAUACUGGCGAGGGGAACGCAUAGAUUAUCAAGGAAGGCCGUCAGGGGGCUUCUUUGUGACUGGUGGAAUACUAUCCCCAGAUGCAGUAUCAUCUAAAAGGAAGGCAAAAGGAAACAUGGAAAAAAUCAACAAAAUUGUUAAUAGAAAAAGGAUCUGUCUUGAUAAUGAUAAAAGAAAUAAUAAAUUAGCGAUAAAUCUGAAUAUACCUCUGGGAGAUCCUUUGCAACCAACGAGGGUAAAGGACCCAGAAACAAGAGAGAUUAUUCUUAUGGAUCUUGUAAGGCCACGAGAUACUUACCAAUUUUUUGUUGCGCAUGGUGAACUGAAAGUAUAUAAAACACUGGAUACACCCUUUUCUACUGGAAAAUUGACAUUAGGACCACAUCAAGAAAAGGGAAAGCAGCAUGUUGGCUCAGAUAUAUUGGUUUUUUAUGUUAAGUUUGGUAACCUUUUAUGUACCUUACAUGAAACACCUUAUGUGAUAACAACUGGGGAUUCAUUCUUUGUUCCUUCAGGUAAUUAUUACAACAUCAAAAAUCUUCUGGAUGAGCAAAGUGUACUUCUUUUUACUCAGAUAAAAAGAUGAAAUAUGAAGCAAAGUUUAGAUGUGUAUGUGCGUGCAUGUGCAUGAGUGUAUAUAUACACAUAUACACACAACGGUUUGUACAGUUGGAACAUUUCUCUUUGUAAUUAUUUGCACUAUUUUAAAAUAAUAAAAUUUUAUUUAGUUUUCUGUUACUUGUAUCAGAUAUUUCAAGUUCCCAUAUCUUAAUUUUUCCACAAAUAUACACUUGACCUCUAGUGGUUCCCAUGCUUAUAAUAUUUUAAUAAU
Talpa occidentalis (Iberian mole) is the source of this 3246-nucleotide messenger RNA. RefSeq names its product centromere protein C (gene CENPC). Lineage: Eukaryota; Metazoa; Chordata; Mammalia; Eulipotyphla; Talpidae. The record is from RefSeq and is a predicted model, not a curated record. Gene Ontology annotation, cellular component: kinetochore. Gene Ontology annotation, molecular function: centromeric DNA binding. Gene Ontology annotation, biological process: attachment of mitotic spindle microtubules to kinetochore; spindle attachment to meiosis I kinetochore; kinetochore assembly.